Messenger RNA from Iphiclides podalirius (scarce swallowtail), 1233 nucleotides. NCBI's taxonomy places the organism in Eukaryota, Metazoa, Arthropoda, Insecta, Lepidoptera, Papilionidae. The record is from the annotation of a GenBank genome assembly.
AUGUGGGAAGACGAAGAUAGUUAUUUAUUUAAUAGUUAUUUAAGCAUUCUGCCAACAGAAAUCAUACUUUUUAUUUUCAAAUAUUUAACGGCAAAGGACUUAGUCAGGUGCCGAGGGGUGUGCCUAAGAUUUAAACAGAUAGUCGACGGGCAAACUGGGAGGGAUAGGAUUUGGCGGAAGCACUGCAAAAUCGACUACCCUAAUAUUUACAAAAUAGCGCGAUACAAAUCCCAGCCUGACUGUUUGUGGUACAAUAUUUACAGGUCAUUGACCCUGUGGCCAAAGCUGGCGAGCGCUCGCGAGAUUUACGAAGAGUUCUCCUUGGUGUCGAAAGUGAGCGAGGAAAUUACUGAUCUCAAGAUACUGCGCAACGGUGUUAUUGCUGUUCACAAGCAGAGCGGUAUUUUUUACUACGACAUUAAGACAUUGAAACAGACAAAUAGAGGCCCAAUCGCUGGCCUCUAUCUACGGUAUACAGAAAACGAUGAUGUCAUAUUAAUACAUAGCCAUCACUUACAUAUAAUCGUAUUAGAUAAAAUCACACUGCAGUCCAAAUUCACGGCGACUGCAACCCUUGACGAGGUCAAAACCUUUAUUCUAGUAGAUCAGGAUGUGUACUAUGUGACACUGAGAGAUGCGAUAUGCGUUUGCAACCUUAAGAACUACCGUAAUAGGGUUAUAACGCACUCAGAAGAUGCAGUUAUGUCGAUCGGCUUCAGCCACAACAAGCUCCAUGUGCUCACUUUCCAACGGAACGUGUACACGUUAAAUGGGAUGGAUCUAACAUUUGUCUGUGAAAUAGGCCCUGACUGUAACCUACUGCACCAGUUGUAUUACUAUAAUUUCUUCGAGACAAUCGACUGGAGGAUUUUCCAUCAGUGGGUGUAUAUACUCAACCACAGAAUUCCAAGUGGACCGCUGCAAAGUGUCGUCAUCAUCCGAACAUAUGGAGAAGUUGUUUUCAUUGGAUCCAACUGGGGCGUUUUGAGGAUUUACAAUGCCCCAUUUACGGCCGGCGAAUUGGACCUUUACAACAAAAAGCAUACCAAACAAUACAACUUCAUGGAGAACAGCGACUUCCCCGUUAAUUCAAAGUGUCCAAUCCUCCAGAUAGAUGUCUCAGAGACUAAAGACGGUCACACAGUUGUUGUAGCGAUGCCGAAGAAAAUAGCAGUUCUUAAUUUCACUCACCAUUUCGAGAGAACUGUAUCGGUAGCAACUUCGCCAUAUCAA